GGGGCAUCGCGAUGCUGCUGCGCCUGUUGUUGGCCUGGGCGGCCGCAGGGCCCACACUGGGCCAGGACUCCCGGGCUGCUGAGCCGCGCGCUUCCUGCAGCCCCGGCAGCUGCUACGCGCUCUUCCCAAAGCGCCGCACCUUCCUCGAGGCCUGGCGGGCCUGCCGCGAGCUGGGGGGCAACCUGGCCACUCCUCGGACCCCCGAGGAGGCCCGGCGCGUGGACAGCCUGGUGGGUGCAGGCCCGGCCAGCCGGCUGCUGUGGAUCGGGCUGCAGCGGCAGGCCCGGCAAUGCCAGCCGCAGCGCCCACUACGCGGCUUCACGUGGACCACGGGGGACCAGGACACGGCUUUCACCAACUGGGCCCAGCCAGCCACUGGAGGCCCCUGCCCGGCCCAGCGCUGUGUGGCCUUGGAGGCCGGUGGCGAGCACCGCUGGCUCGAGGGCUCGUGCACACUGGCUGUCGACGGCUACCUGUGCCAGUUUGGCUUCGAGGGCGCCUGCCCCGCACUGCAAGAGGAGGCGGGCCAGGCCGGCCCAGCGGUCUACACCACACCCUUCCACCUGGUCUCUACAGAGUUUGAGUGGCUGCCCUUCGGCUCCGUGGCCGCUGUGCAGUGCCAGGCUGGCAGGGGAGCCUCUCUGCUCUGCGUGAAGCAGCCGGAGGGAGGUGUGGGCUGGUCACGGGCUGGGCCCCUGUGCCCAGGGACUGGCUGCGGCCCUGACAACGGGGGCUGCGAACAUGAAUGUGUGGAGGAGGUGGAUGGUCACGUGUCUUGCCGCUGCACUGAGGGCUUCCGCCUGGCAGCAGACGGGCACAGUUGUGAGGACCCCUGUGCCCAGGCUCCCUGCGAGCAGCAGUGUGAGCCCGGUGGGGCACAAGGCUACAGCUGCCACUGUCGCCUGGGUUUCCGGCCAGCGGAGGAUGAUCCGCACCGAUGCGUGGACACAGAUGAGUGCCAGAUUGCCGGUGUGUGCCAGCAGAUGUGUGUCAACUACGUUGGUGGCUUUGAGUGUUAUUGUAGCGAGGGUCAUGAGCUGGAGGCUGAUGGCAUCAGCUGCAGCCCUGCAGGGGCCAUAGGUGCCCGGGCUUCCCACAAUCUCGAGGAUGAGUUGCUGGUUGAUGGGGAGGAUGAGUUGCUGGUUGAUGGGGAGGAUGAGGAAGAUGAAGAUGAGGCCUGGGAGGCCAUCGAUGGUGGCUGGACGGAGAUGCCUGGGAUUCUGUGGAUGGAGCCUACGCAGCCACCUGACUUUGCCCUGGCCUAUAGACCGAGCUUUCCAGAGGACGGAGACCCACAGAAACCCCACCCGGAGCCCACCUGGCCACCCCCGCUCAGUGCCCCCAGGGUCCCCUACCACUCCUCAGUGCUCUCUAUCACCCGACCAGUGGUGGUCUCUGCCACGCACCCCACACUGCCUUCUGCCCACCAGCCCCCUGUGAUCUCUGCCACAUACCCAGAUUUGCCCCGUGAACACCAGAUCCCUGUGAUUGCAGCCAACUAUCCAGAUCUACCUUCUGCCUACCAACCCGGAAUUCUCUCUGUCUCUCACCCAGCACGGCCCCCAGCCCACCAGCCCCCCAUGAUCUCAACCAAAUAUCCUGAGCUGUUCCCUGCCCACCGGUCCCCCAUGUUUCCAGACAACCAGGUCACUGGCACCCAGACCACCACUCAUUUGCCUGGAAUCCCACCUAACCGUGCCCCUCUGAUCACCACCCUCAGUGCCCAUCAACCCCCUCUAGCCCCAGAUGUCCCUAUCCUCAGAACCCAGGCCACCCAGCUUCCCAUUAUCCCCACUGCCCAGGCCUCUGUGACCAUCACCUCCAGGUCCCCUGUGUCCCCUGCCCAUCAAGUCUCUGUGCCUGCUGCCACCCAGCCCCCAGCCCUCCCCACCCUCCUGCCCUCUCGGAGCCCCACUAACCAGACAUUACCCAUCAGCCCUACACAUCCCCAUUCCAAAGCCCCCCAAAUCCCAAGGGAAGAUGGCCCUCAUCCCAAACUGGCCCCGUGGCUGCCCUCAGCAUCUCCCACGGCAGCCCCAACAGCCCUGGGGGAGGCCGGUCUAACUGGACACAGCCAGAGGGAUGACCGGUGGCUGCUGGUGGCACUCCUGGUGCCAACGUGUGUCUUUUUGGUGGUCCUGCUUGCACUGGGCAUCGUGUACUGCACCCGCUGUGGCCCUCAUGCACCCAACAAGCGAAUCACCGACUGCUAUCGCUGGGUCACCCACGCCGGGAGCAAGAGCCCAACGGAACCCAUGCCCCCCAGGGGCAGCCUCACAGGGGUGCAGACCUGCAGAACCAGCGUGUGAUGGGGUACAGACCCCCCCUCAUGGAGGACGGGGAAGGGGUGUGUGCUGGACGCAUGGCCGAGGCUGCACCAGGGACCCAUGGGGGCGCCCAGCUGGACAGAUGGCUUCCUGCUCCCCGGGCCCAGCCAGGGUUCUCUCUCAACCACUAGACUUGGCUUUCAGGAACUCUGCUUCCUGGCCCAGAGCUCGUGACCAAGGAUACACCAAAGCCCCUAAGACCUUAGGAGGGCGGGUGCUGGGGUCUUCUCCAAUAAAUGGGAUGCCAACCUUGCCCAA
Messenger RNA from Sapajus apella (tufted capuchin), 2585 nucleotides. RefSeq names its product CD248 molecule (gene CD248). The record is from RefSeq and is a predicted model, not a curated record. The transcript has a single exon. The coding region runs from base 12 to 2309 and encodes 765 amino acids. Gene Ontology annotation, molecular function: extracellular matrix protein binding; calcium ion binding; extracellular matrix binding. NCBI's taxonomy places the organism in Eukaryota, Metazoa, Chordata, Mammalia, Primates, Cebidae. Gene Ontology annotation, cellular component: external side of plasma membrane; extracellular matrix. Gene Ontology annotation, biological process: cell migration.